Molecule: messenger RNA, 2967 nt
Organism: Plasmodium gallinaceum
Lineage: Eukaryota; Apicomplexa; Aconoidasida; Haemosporida; Plasmodiidae
Product: gamma-glutamylcysteine synthetase, putative
Exons: 1
Coding region: 1-2967 (988 amino acids)
Biological process (GO): glutathione biosynthetic process
Molecular function (GO): glutamate-cysteine ligase activity
Source: RefSeq, a predicted model, not a curated record
AUGGGAUUCCUCAAAAUUGGAACACCAUUAAGUUGGGAAGAAGUUCAACAUGUAAAAUCUUUAAUACGAUUAUAUGGUCUUUUGCAAUUUGUUCAUAUAUACAAAUGCAACAAGGAUAGAGUGGAUAAAAACAUAAUGUUUGGUGAUGAAAUAGAAUAUAUUAUUAUAAAAAAUGAUGAAACUUUAAAAGAAUCGUCUGCUCUUUUAUGUGCUUCAGAUUUGAUCGAUGAAAUGAUGAAUUUAGAAAGUGUUACAGAUUGUCAGUAUGGUUCUCAUUGGACUCCUGAAUUCUCUUCAUUUACUAUUGAGGGAACUCCAUCUGUUCCUUUUAAAUUUGAUAUUAAUUCUUCUUCAUUUGUUGAGGAUUGCAUGAGAAUAAGAAGAAGUAAAUUAAAUAAUGUUCUGAGUGCUAUAAAUGGUGUUAGAGCAAUUACAUUACCAUGCUUUCCAAAUGUGCUUUUGGAUAAUAGUCUUCUUAUGGCUAAAAGAAAAAAUUAUGAAAAUAAUAAAAGAAAGAACGAAAAGUGUAAAGUAGAAUCUAUAGAAACAUCAAUUAUAGAAAAUCUUAACUCAAAAAAAAAUGAAAAAAAUUAUAUUGAAUGCACAAAAGCAGUUAAUUCCUUAAAUGAAGAUAAAAAUUCUAUUAUUGAUGCUAUUACAAAUGAAAUGGAAGAAAUUAAAUCAGUUAAUUUUGUAAACUCUGAUAUAACAUUUCAAAAAAGUGAUGAACUUUUAUUACAAGAUAUUUAUGGUGAAGAGGGUGAUGGGACAGAAGUAGGAGGAAUAAAACAAGAACAAAAAAUUGAAAAAGAAGAGGGAAAAGAUAAUGAACAUGAUAUGUUUAUGAAUACAAUAAAAGGAAAUUUAUCAUUUGAUUGCGAACUAUUUAAACCAGAAAAUAUAAGGCCAUAUAGUAAAAGUUGUUUAAUAUCAGAUAUGGUUAUAAGUCCACAUGCUAGAUAUAUUACUCUAACAAAAAAUAUUAGAGAAAGAAGGGGAACAAAAGUUAUAUCUUUUAAUCCUAUAUAUAAAGAUAUAUAUACGGAAAAUUUGAAACAUUGGGAUUUAUCACUUGAUAAAAAUGAUAAAAGACUUUUUAAGAAAAUAAAAAAAAAAUAUAUUUUAGAUGAUCAUUUAAUUUGGAAUAAGUCAAUGAACAAUAUAAAAAAUUCUAAGAAUAAUGAAAAAAAAAUAAACGCAUCUAAAAAUACAGUUGAUAUAGCUAACCAAAGUGAUAUAAAACUAUAUAAAGAUAAUAUAGAAAUAGAACGAGAAAGUGUAAACUACUUAAAAAAUAAAGAAGAAAAUCUAAUGGACACAGUCAUAAAAAAUAGCCUAUUUAGUAAUUUAGAUGAUGAAGAGGAUUAUAUAUAUGUUUAUGAUAGGAAAUUUAUUGAAGAAUAUUCUGAAAAAUCAAAAAAUCCAGUUAAAAAUUAUAUAUAUUUGGAUGCCAUGUUCUUUGGAAUGAGUAUGUGCUGUCAACAAAUAACGAUGUCUUUUCCAACUAUAGAUGAUGCGAGAUAUUUAUAUGACCAACUAGCUGUUAUUGCACCUCUUUUUUUAGCAUUAACUGCUUCUACACCAUAUCUGGGAGGAUUUCUUACAGAAACUGAUACAAGAUGGAGAGUUAUUUCAAAUAGUGUUGAUUGUAGAACAGAAGAUGAAUUAUCUUAUAUAUCAAAACCAAGAUACUCAGGAAUAUCAUUAUAUAUAUCUAAUGAAUUACCUUUGAAAAGCAAUUACUAUUUUUACAAUGACAUUGAUAUAGUCCUUGAUAAAAAUAUUUAUGACAAGUUAAGAAAAGAAAACGUUGAUGAUUAUUUAGCUAGGCAUAUAUCGUCUCUAUUUGUAAGAGAUCCAAUUGUUGUUUUUAAAGGGUCAUAUAAUGAAAGUGAUAUUCUAUCCAUUGAAAAAAAAAUUAAAGAGUUUAACAAGAGUAACAUAUUUAAGGAAGAAGAGAAAGAUACUAAUACAUCUAAAAAUAAAAGUAAAGAAAGUAGUAUGCACGAUAUUUAUUUAAGUGAUAAUUUUGAUUUCUUAGAAGAUUAUGAAGAAAAAGUAUUGUCAUCACAUCAGCAUUUUGAAAAUUUUCAAAGCACUAACUGGAAUAGUGUUAGAUUUAAACCUCCACCAAUCCUUGACAAUCAUUUUAAUGGACCAAGUUCUAUUGGGUGGAGGGUAGAAUUUAGAACACCAGAUAUUCAAAUUACUGAUUUUGAAAAUUCUUCCGUUGUUACAUUAAUUAUGGUUUUAUCGAAAUUUAUCUUAGAAGAAAGGUUAAAUUUAUAUAUACCAAUGUCCUUGUUGGAAGAAAAUUUGUAUAGGUCUGCUCACAGAGAUGCUAUAAUAAAGGAAAAAUUUUAUUUUCGCAAAAAUUUAAAUUAUUAUACAACUGAUAAUGAAAUUGAAGAAAAAAGCAUCUAUGACAUUUUUUUUAAUGAAAAGAAUGGAAUUUUUUUUUUGUGUUCAAAGUACAUUGAAAAAAAAUUUAAGGAAGGAACAUUGAGCCAAUCUGCGAAAAAUAAAAUAGAUGAAUAUAUUGAAUUUAUAAAAUUGAGAUGUAAUGGAAAAAUAUCUACAGGUGCUGCUUACUUAAGAAAUUUUAUUUUAAAUCAUCCAUCUUAUGAAAAAAACUCUUAUAUCAAUAGUAAAAUAAAUUAUGACGUAUGCAAAUUAAUAGCAGAUAUAGGAAAGGGAUUAAUAAUCCCACAAGAACUAUUAGGAGUUUUUGUUGACCCAUACAAAGAAAGAAUUAAAAGCGAUUUGCGGCAAAUAAAUGAAAGCCAAUAUGUUAAAUCCUUGGCAUACAAAUUUAUAUCAGGGGAAGAUUAUACACAAUAUUUACUUCUUAGUGAAGUUAUUAAGCAAGAUAAAGAUUAUUACACAUGUACAAAGCGCACAAAUUAUGAAGAGUCAACAGACAACACAUUGGAAUUUGGAAAAAAGCUAUACCAGUUAAGUGCAUAA